Trichechus manatus latirostris (Florida manatee) is the source of this 4134-nucleotide messenger RNA. It is a transcript of the gene KLHL1, whose product is annotated as kelch like family member 1. The record is from RefSeq and is a predicted model, not a curated record. Lineage: Eukaryota; Metazoa; Chordata; Mammalia; Sirenia; Trichechidae. Bases 792 to 3050 code for a protein of 752 amino acids. Gene Ontology annotation, molecular function: protein binding. The transcript has 11 exons.
ACUUACAGGGGAGGAGGAGGCGCUGAGGCAGAGAGAAAAUUGUACUGUGAGGACCUUGACAGCUUCACGGGCGGGCUUUUCCUUUUGCCUCCCUAUAUUUUCUGGAAUAUAUAUUUUUCUCUUUUACAAACUGACUAUAUAAAACCGCCCCUACUUGCCUUGCAGAAAGCAUUUGAUUUUCCAGAGAUACUCGGCAAGCCAUAAGGGUAUCCUCGGAGAGGCUAGGGACAGGGGCGCAGGUGCACAGAGAAGGCUGAGGGGUGCGCUUCUCCGUGACUUGGGGCUCUUUCUCUCUCUGAGCUCUCCAAGGCACUGAACUCUGAGCCGCAAGGACAGGAGCGUCAACACCUUUUCGGCUGAGGUUCGGCUACGGGUGCAUCCCAGUGAGGUGUAUCCAGCUGCCGCCGCCUCCCGAGCUUCGGAGUGCGCAGACCUCCCUCCCUCGAACAUCCCAAACCACACGGGCAUCCCUCCCCGCUGUCACCACGGGGUCCCGGAGCUGGGCUCGCGGAUUCUCAGCCCUCGGCGCCCCCCUGCUGCCUCAGCUCCCGGCCUGUCGGUUCCCCACGCCCAGGUCCUGAGGACCUGACGGCGGCGCAGCUUUGCCGUCCGCGCUCGCGUCGUCGCCUGGCAGGGCGCGCAGCCCGCCGCGCCUCGCGUCUGUCUCCCGGGGUGCAGAAGGAGCAUUCCGCCUCCCUCUCUGCCCUCGCGCUCCGCAGGCCGCCCCCACCUGCUGGCCGGUCUCCUCCUGCGUAAGCGGCGGUCCCUUUGCCUUCCUUGCGUAGUAAAGCAUGUCAGGCUCUGGGCGAAAAGACUUCGAUGUGAAGCACAUCCUGCGACUCCGCUGGAAACUCUUCAGCCACCCAUCGCCUUCUUCCGGUGGCCCGGCGGGGGGCGGCUGCCUGGAACCGGACGGCAGUGGCAGCUUCGAGCACUGGGGCCCCAGCCAGAGCCGCCUGCUCAAGAACCAAGAGAGAGGCAGCGUAAGCACUUUCUGGAAGAAGUCUUCCUCCUCUUCUUCUUCGUCGUCGUCAUCCUCCUCCUCUUCUUCCUCCUCCUCCUCUUCCUUCAACCCGCUGAAUGGCACCCUGCUGCCAGUGGCCACGAGGCUGCAGCCAGGGGCGCCUGGGCAAGGCCCCCAGCAGUCCGCCAGGACACUCUUCUACGUGGAGUCCCUAGAAGAAGAGGUGGUGCCAGGCAUGGACUUCUCUGGACAACAAGAAAAAGGGCUGGUCCUGCAAGAGCUCAAACUGGAAUCAGCCCACUCCAGCCAGGCAACAGGUGAAGGAUGUGGACACAGAUUGUCAGCAAACUGUCACUCUCUGACACCUCAAAGUGAUAUGGACUCCAGUAGCUCUGAAGAAUUCUAUCAGGCAGUUCACCAUGCAGAGCAAACUUUCAGAAAGAUGGAAAGUUACUUGAAGCAACAGCAACUCUGUGAUGUUAUCCUGAUUGUUGGGAACCGAAAGAUACCUGCACAUCGGCUGGUUCUGAGUUCAGUCUCCGACUACUUUGCGGCCAUGUUUACAAGUGAUGUAUGUGAAGCCAAGCAAGAAGAGAUCAAGAUGGAAGGCAUAGACCCCAAUGCCCUCUGGGACCUUGUCCAAUUUGCAUAUACAGGUUGUUUGGAAUUAAAGGAAGACACCAUUGAAAAUCUUCUUGCUGCAGCGUGCCUUCUUCAGCUUCCUCAAGUAGUAGAAGUGUGCUGUCACUUUCUCAUGAAGCUUUUGCAUCCAUCUAACUGUUUGGGAAUACGAGCAUUUGCAGAUGCUCAAGGAUGCAUUGAAUUAAUGAAGGUGGCCCACAGCUACACAAUGGAAAACAUAAUGGAAGUUAUCAGAAAUCAAGAGUUUUUACUCCUUCCAGCUGAGGAACUCCAUAAACUCCUAGCCAGUGAUGAUGUUAAUGUUCCUGAUGAAGAAACCAUCUUCCAUGCAUUAAUGAUGUGGGUCAAGUAUGACACACAGAGGAGAUGCAAUGAUCUAAGUAUGCUUCUUGCCUUUAUAAGACUGCCUCUGCUGCCACCACAGAUAUUGGCUGACCUAGAAAACCAUGCGCUAUUUAAGAAUGAUCUGGAAUGUCAAAAGCUGAUUCUGGAGGCAAUGAAAUACCAUCUAUUGCCAGAAAGAAGAACUUUAAUGCAAAGUCCAAGAACUAAACCUAGAAAAUCUACAGUUGGAACUCUGUAUGCUGUAGGAGGAAUGGAUAACAACAAAGGAGCUACAACCAUAGAGAAAUAUGACCUCAGAACAAAUUUGUGGAUCCAGGCAGGUAUGAUGAAUGGCAGGAGGCUGCAGUUUGGCGUGGCUGUUAUUGAUGACAAACUCUUUGUAAUUGGAGGUCGAGAUGGCUUAAAGACUUUGAACACGGUUGAAUGUUAUAAUCCAAAAACCAAGACUUGGACAGUCUUACCCCCAAUGUCAACACAUAGACAUGGUCUAGGUGUAACAGUACUUGAAGGCCCUAUUUAUGCUGUGGGAGGCCAUGACGGUUGGAGCUAUCUGAAUACAGUGGAGAGGUGGGAUCCUCAGAGUCAGCAAUGGACAUUUGUAGCCAGUAUGUCAAUUGCCCGAAGCACAGUUGGGGUAGCUGCGUUAAAUGGCAAGUUAUAUUCAGUUGGAGGUCGUGAUGGAAGUUCCUGUUUGAGUUCAAUGGAAUAUUAUGAUCCUCAUACAAACAAGUGGAACAUGUGUGCUCCAAUGUGUAAGAGGCGAGGAGGUGUUGGAGUGGCCACAUGUGAUGGUUUUCUUUAUGCAGUAGGAGGUCAUGAUGCUCCAGCUUCAAAUCACUGUUCCCGGCUACUAGAUUAUGUAGAGAGAUAUGAUCCCAAAACAGAUACAUGGACCAUGGUGGCUCCUUUGAGUAUGCCCAGAGAUGCUGUUGGGGUCUGUCUCCUUGGUGACAGAUUAUAUGCUGUUGGUGGCUAUGAUGGGCAGACAUACCUCAACACAAUGGAAUCCUAUGAUCCACAAACUAAUGAGUGGACACAGAUGGCUUCUUUGAAUAUUGGAAGAGCAGGCGCCUGCGUGGUAGUCAUCAAGCAACCUUGACUUACUUUUAUUUGGGGGGUUUUGUUUGUUGGAUUGGUUAUUUUUAUAUCAGAAGGCAAGAAUGAGAACUUCGUGAGAUGAAACCUCUUCAAGAACAAUGAUUUCAGUAGAUUCACCUACUGAUACUAAAGGCGGUAGAAAAUCAAAACUAUAGGAAACAAGAAAAUGUCAAAUCGUUAGAGGAACAAGGUCUGGCCAUUUGGUAGUUAGUUCAGGAAUGGUUAUUGGUAAUUUGUUGUGUAUUGUAGCAUACAAUAACUAGAGUUACCAAAGGCUUGUUUUUCUUGACCAGUUAAAAGGUGAGCCCGAUAUUGUGACAUGGAUAAUUUCCUGAUUACAACUCAUUCAGUCACUUUAUAAUCUGUGGCAAAAUCUACAAGGUUGCCAAAACUAGAAGACAUGCUAUUUCACCAGACAGAAUCUGACUGAGUCACUCUUUUCCUAAUCAGAGGUGGUCAUACAAAGAAGCAGAAUGCUGUUUUGUUAAAACAAAGAUGCUUCUUUCUGGUUUUCCUAAGCUACAAGGACAAUUAGAGAAACAGAUUCAUGCUUGUUUCUUGCAUUCAGAAAACCAAUUGUCCUGCUAAUCAAAGCUGCAUAUUUCACUCGAGACGACGGUUGAAUUUAUUGCAACCAUGUUAGCAAUCUGAAGCUGGCAAAUACAAAGGAUUGUUUUAGUUAGGCUUGCCACAUUGCUUUGCUUUAUAAAUACACUGAGCCAAAGAAUCAGUAUAAUAACGGGCUUUUGCCUUAUGUUGAGUUCAGUGUAAGCAUGGGAGCUAGUCAUUCUGAAUGAUAUAUAUAUCCAUUGCAUGUUGAAAUCCUUUAGAAUUUUGUUCUUAAAAAAAAAAAAAACCUUAGAAUUUUAAGAGACAGAAAAAAAUAUGAUCCAUUAAGUUGAGAUAUUUAUGAUCAUUGUUAGAAAGAAGGCAUUCCCUGCUUUUCAAAGUUGUUACAUUGAUAAUGCACAUUAUUUUAAGCCAAAUGUUUGUAAUUGUUUAAAGCAUAAAAUGAAAACAUUAAAAAAUGUCUUUAAUAGAUCCAUGUGAAUUUUAAAUACAAUUAAUAAAUGAUAGAAAAUUUG